Messenger RNA from Aphanomyces astaci, 735 nucleotides. RefSeq lists its product as hypothetical. The transcript is spliced from 2 exons. Bases 1 to 735 code for a protein of 244 amino acids. Lineage: Eukaryota; Oomycota; Saprolegniomycetes; Saprolegniales; Verrucalvaceae. The record is from RefSeq and is a predicted model, not a curated record.
AUGGAGAGUGCCCCCAACUGUCAUUUCAAACAAUGUUCACCGUGUUCUGCGUCGUCGAGGGCGAGGGGCGUCCUUUCCCUGUGGACAUUGCUGGAACUGGGGCAUCUCAAGGAAGGGAUCAAGCAAGCCAAGAUGUACCAGUUUCCAUCGGACCAACUGGAUCUGUACCGUGUGGAAGGGCUGGUGCAAGGCCAGGAUGGUCAGUUUUUGCUCAACGGGAACCCCAUUGACUUGACACGAGCGUCCUUGGAUUCCUAUGGCGGCCACAAGGCCAAUAUGCCUGCUGCGUCACUCAUCUCGGAAUGUUUCGACACAACGAGCGCCCCCCUUGCUCGAAAAAUCCACGUGGUGGUCGCUCGGUUGGACGAUUUUCCCAAUACAAGCUAUAAACGCUGGACGAAACUCGACGCUGCGAUGGAUCAAUACAAGUCGUGGCAUGGUGGUGUGUAUGGGGCCCCGCUGGCAGACGUGUCGUGGUCCGAUGUCGGUUGGGUAUUUGACAAGUGCACGAGCCACCAAGAGUUGCCCCGAGAAGUCAUUGCACCAGAUCAUAUGGGUGCAUUAUACGCGUGCCUCAAGCUUGGCACGAAAGCCCUUGGUGGCGUCGUUGGAAGCAACGAAUCGACGCGCCUGUUCUUCAUCACUUCGACCUUAGUCCAUGUGGCGUGUCUGUGCAUGGACAACUCGACUUUGUGCUAUGGCGUGGCGCUACAAGCAUCUGCAUCGUGCAAAUAA